UUGAAAAGCUUUUGCAUUAGGAGCAUAAAAAUGUCGUCUUUAAGGAAUGCCAUCCCGAGAAGGGCUCACAAGGAGCGUGCCCAGCCACAUUCAAGAAGAAGAUUUGGGCUGCUCGAAAAGCAUAAGGAUUAUGUCGAGCGUGCGAGAGCUUACCACCAAAAGGAGCAGGCUAUCCAGAAACUUAAAGAAAAAGCCUCCUUUAGGAACCCGGACGAGUUUUACUUCAAGAUGGUUAAGACAAGAAUGGUUAAUGGAGUCCACAGAUUGGAGAGUGAAGCAAACAAGUAUACUAAGGAAGAGCUCAUGUUGAUGAAGACUCAAGACCUUGGAUACAUUUCUCAGAAACUUCAGACCGAAAAAAAGAAAAUUGAGAAGCUAAGUGGAAUGCUGCAUUGCCUUGACAACCACUCGUUAAGCAAGCACGUUUAUUAUGCUGAAGACAGGGAUGAAGCUAGAGAAAUACAAUCUAAGGUACCGGAAAAACAAGAAAAUCCUUCUUUGAAGGACUUGCCUAAGGAUAUCCAAAGAAAAAUGGCUGCAUCCUACCGGGAGCUGGAGGUUAGGAAAAACAGAGUAAAAGAGCUAGAGAAAAUCCACAUGGAGAUGUCUAUGCAGAAAGAAUUGCAGGUACCAAUAUUUAAAAACCAAAGCUUAAAAAGGGCCGAAAGCGCAAACUUCGUGAAGAUGAAAUUGUUUCUCCAGUCUCGGGACCUGUGUACAAGUGGCGGCAGGAAAGAAAACGCUAAGAGAAAAAAGGUCGAGGACAGUUGUAGCUCAAGUUAAAAACUCGGUACUCAGGAAUUUUGUGUUGCUGAUGGACGUUCGUUUUUUUUUUUUCUUUCAAUUGUUUCGGGUGUUUAGUUAAUACACAAAAUUUAGGAACAAGGGAUUGUAACAAGAUUUCUUCUGUAAAAGAUUAUCCAAAGUUUCAGUGCUGUACCAAGGUUGUGAAGAAAAUUAUGUAAGGCCUGGAAUCCCACGAAUAUUCUCUCCCUUCAUAUUCAAGCACAAAUUUAUGGUGUUAAAUAUUCUGCAUGCGUUGAGUUAUGAUGAAUCAAUGAUAUAUAGCUGCU
This is a messenger RNA of Striga asiatica, 1073 nucleotides long. The record is from the annotation of a GenBank genome assembly. Lineage: Eukaryota; Viridiplantae; Streptophyta; Magnoliopsida; Lamiales; Orobanchaceae.